AUGCCGCUUCAUCUGCUUGGCAAAAAGUCAUGGAAUGUCUACAACCCAGAGAAUAUCGCCCGCGUCAAGCGCGACGAGGCACAGGCCCAGGCCCGUGAAGAGGAGGAUGAACGGCAGAUGCAAGAGGUCGAUGCCGAGCGUCGAAUCCAAAUCCUGCGCGGAGAGCGAGUACCUACACCUCCUCCACCUCCAGUUUCCCCUGAAUCGCCGGAAACAUCUCGACAGGACCGAAGAUCCCUCGUCGACCCUGGGAGAACCCGCAUCAAGAGACGCCGCCUAGCUGGCGAAGAUGAUACGGACAGGGACAUCAGGUUAGCCCGAGAGGACGCAGCCCAGGCUGUCGACAAACGGGAUGAGUUGUCCCUGGCCUCCCAAAGAGAACGUAAGGAUACACAGGUGCCCCUCGUGGAUAGUGCUGGCCACAUCAACUUGUUCCCGGAGCGCACAAACAAGAAGGCUGAGAAAAACCCCGAGGCCCAAGCCGAGGCGGUGCGAAAGAAACGUGAAUUUGAAGACCAAUACACAAUGCGAUUCUCCAAUGCUGCUGGGUUCAAGGAGACUGCUGGGCGUCAACCAUGGUACUCUUCUGGUGGCCAAGCUGCGACAGCACCGGAUGCAAUGUCCGAGAAGAAUGUAUGGGGAAACGAAGACCCAAUGCGCAAGAAUCGAGAGAAGGCCCGCAUGGAUGUCAAUGAUCCUCUCGCAGCUAUGAAGCGCGGUGUGCGGCAGUUGAAAACGACACAGCAAGAACGAAAACGAUGGAACGGCGAGAAAAGAAGAGAGAUUGAAGACCUCAAAGCUGAUGAGCGCCAGCGCUCGAGACACCAGCGGAAACGCUCAAGGUCUAGGGAUAGCUUUGAUGGGUUCCGGCUAGAUUCCCCAGCAAGCAAAGACCGUGGCCCCGAUAAAAAGGAGCAUCAGAGUUCUCACUGUCACCAUCGUCAUCAUCAUGAUCGAAGCCAAGAGCACUCGCAUCGGGAUAGUAGUCGGGAACGCUCUCGGCGACGAUCACAUCGUUCUUCAGAUCGUACUCAUCAAUAUCGUCAUGAUGAGCCCCGUUCUUACGGCAGGCGUUCAAAUAAGUCUGAACUAGGCACAGCUUACGAGAAGCGUUGA
Molecule: messenger RNA, 1116 nt
Organism: Penicillium atrosanguineum
Lineage: Eukaryota; Fungi; Ascomycota; Eurotiomycetes; Eurotiales; Aspergillaceae
Exons: 2
Coding region: 1-1116 (371 amino acids)
Source: RefSeq, a predicted model, not a curated record